Ylistrum balloti is the source of this 1162-nucleotide messenger RNA. Its product is annotated as pleckstrin-like. Gene Ontology annotation, biological process: intracellular signal transduction; actin cytoskeleton organization. Gene Ontology annotation, cellular component: plasma membrane. The record is from RefSeq and is a predicted model, not a curated record. NCBI's taxonomy places the organism in Eukaryota, Metazoa, Mollusca, Bivalvia, Pectinida, Pectinidae. The transcript is spliced from 10 exons. Bases 32 to 1162 code for a protein of 376 amino acids.
AAGUUCGACUUGAGUGACAAACUUCAAUCAAAUGGAUAAUGAGAAUACAACGCUGAAAACAGGAUAUCUAUUGAAAUUUGAGCCAAACAAAAGAUGGAAGAUCAGAUGGUUAGUGCUUCAUGAAGAUCAACUGACUUGCCAUCACAGACGUGACAAGACAGUAAUAGUCACCUUCAUUUCAUUGCAUGGAGCAUCAGUUAUCUGCCCUUGCUUAGAUGACCCUGUUGCUGAUGCUCAGGGAGUAUUCAAGAUAGUUUUGCCAGAGGGUGAGGAGAUAUACCUACAGGCAGCUGGGAGGAAAGAUCGUGAAGGAUGGGCUCAUGCCAUUGGUGCUGUGAUACGCUCCAUUUCAGGCUCAAAACAGGUUUCAAAUGGUAGUGUGCCAUUUCCAGCUUUCAGAGCUAAAGUCAAUGUCAGUGAAAUUCUUGGAGCAAUACAAGAUCCUGAUGCUGGAGUCAUGCUAGCCAACCAUGUCCGUAAUGGAGCUGUACAUAAAAACUGCUUCAAGGGCAGCGAUGUGGUUGAUUGGCUGAUUAGGUGGUCAAUUGUGAGGAAACGAGAUGCAGGAUCAGCAAUGGUUCAAACAGUGCUCAAAUUAGGCCAUGUCCAGGAAGUCGAUAUCAAUGAUGGUGCUGCUGGAGCCUCUGCAAAGUUUAGUGAUGAUGAUAAACUUUACAGAUUUACUUCAUUGAAUCUUGGGGGCAAGAGAAACAGUUAUUAUGACAGCACAGAUAGCGACUCGGAAUCAUCAGAUGAGGAGGAAGAGAAUGCAAAUGUUGACGUUAAGCACAGGAAGGGAAAAAUUCUCAGGGAAAGAUUCUUACUAAAAAGGAGACACAUAGCCAAGGAUUGGAGAGUGGUACGGGUUAUUUUGAGGGAAAAACCUAGCACCGUUGAGUAUGGUAGAGCUAUCGCUCAGUCUAUAGCUUCAAUCUCAUCAGCCAAGUUCAUUGACCUUGAAAAAUAUGAUGUCCAGAUGUCCAGAAAAGACAGCUUUUCUUCAGGUAGUGGCAGUAAGGGUAAAGUGAAGAAGAAAAUUUGCCUGAAAGACAAAACUGGUAAAGGUCGAUGUCACAUCUUCAAAGUCAAAGAUGAGGAAGAAUGGUAUGAGUGGAAUUCCAUCCUCCAGCAGCUUACUGGUCAGAAACAAGUUACACUUUAG